AUGAAGCUCUUAUCUUGGAACAUUAGGGGUUUAGGCAAACCUGAGAAGAAGGGAAGAAUUAAAAGAUUGCUAAAGGACAAGCAUGUUGACAUUGUUUUUUUCCAAGAAACCAAGCAAGCUGUGGACUCUGAAAAUGUUGCUAGAAAGCUUUGGGGAUGCAGAAAUAUGGACUUCAUGUCUGUGGAUCCUGUAGGCUCUGCUGGUGGACUUCUAUGCAUUUGGGACCCUUCAGUGUUCCAAUUAUCUGGCUGCUGCUGCAAUAGGAGGUAUAUACUACUUUCUGGCUCUUUGUAUAAUUCCUUUGAUUGUGUUUUGAUAAACAUAUAUGCACCAAAUAACCCCUCUGCUAGAACAUCUUUUUGGGCGGGUAUAGUCAAGCUUAAGGAUCACUUUCCUGCACCUUGGUGUAUGGGUGGAGACUUCAAUGAAAUUAGACAUAUAGGUGAGAGGAUUGGCUGCUCCAGGAGAGACAUGGGGAUGAAGCAUUUUAAUGAGUUUAUUGAGAAAUGUGAGCUCCAUGACUUACCUCUUCAUGGUAGGAAAUACACCUGGUGUAAUGCCCAGGAAGCUGAGAAAUGGAGCCGCAUAGACAGAGUACUCCUCAGCCCAGAAUGGUUGAUUAGCUUCAGAUUGAAGUUAUGGGGCCUGCCUCGACUAGUCUCUGAUCACUGUCCUCUGCUGCUGAUGGAAGAUGAAAGAGACUGGGGUCCCAAGCCUUUCAAGUUUCUCAAUGCCUGGACUCUCCAUCCAAGUUUCUCUAAGUUCUUUGUUAACAUUUGGAGCAGCACUACUGUUACAGGGUGGGCCGGAUUCAGAAUUGUUCAAAAAUUAAAGCAGCUAAAGACAGAGUUAAAAAAAUGGAAUGUUGAAGUGUUUGGACAUGUCACAUCCAAACUCAAGGCUCUAGAGGCGGAAUUGCAUACAUUAGACAUCCUAGCAGAGGAUGGACUCUUGGAUGAUUCUGGGAGGUCAAGAAGAAGAGUGGUCAGAGGAGAAAUGUGGCAUUUGCUCAGAAUGGUGGAGUGGAUUUGGCAUCAAAAAUCCAGAUUGAACUGGACUCUAAAUGGGGAUAAGAAUACUAGAUUCUUCCAUGUUUUUGCUAAUACCAGACACAGUAGAAACAUGAUCAGCUCUAUAGUAGUUAACGACGUGUCUUAUGAGGAUCCUAGCAGGGUUCAACUAGAGGUCUACCAACACUUCAAGAAGUUGUUUGCUGAGGAUUGGGUCAAACGACCUUCACUUACCUGUUUUAUUUUCUCUCUGUCCAAAUUUAUUAGUCAAACAUAA
Molecule: messenger RNA, 1287 nt
Organism: Camellia sinensis
Lineage: Eukaryota; Viridiplantae; Streptophyta; Magnoliopsida; Ericales; Theaceae
Source: RefSeq, a predicted model, not a curated record